Candoia aspera is the source of this 1671-nucleotide messenger RNA. It is a transcript of the gene SOX2, whose product is annotated as SRY-box transcription factor 2. Gene Ontology annotation, biological process: cell differentiation; anatomical structure morphogenesis; regulation of DNA-templated transcription. NCBI's taxonomy places the organism in Eukaryota, Metazoa, Chordata, Lepidosauria, Squamata, Candoiidae. Gene Ontology annotation, molecular function: DNA-binding transcription factor activity, RNA polymerase II-specific; RNA polymerase II cis-regulatory region sequence-specific DNA binding. The record is from RefSeq and is a predicted model, not a curated record. The coding region runs from base 578 to 1561 and encodes 327 amino acids. The transcript has a single exon.
GCACAACAAAGCCCAACAAAACAGGGACGGGGGACAGGGACUUUGGCCGGCUCCUUAAGACUCCGCGCUCCGGCCAGGGGGCAAGGCGGCAAGUAGAGGCGGCCGAAGGAGGGGAGACGCCGGCCGGUUCUGGAAGAAGUUUCUCCCCGCAGACGCUCCGAUCCAGCCUCCUUUGUUAUGGAGCGCCGCGAAUAACCGUCCGAGGGCUGCCGUCGCCACAAUUCCUGCUGCUGCCGCCGCCGGCCAGGUGAAGGCGACCCCGGCGCCGGUCCCGCGGCUGAGUUUGGUCCUGGGGGGAGCGCUCCCCUCCCGGAGAAGCCCAGCCCGGCGCGGGACGCUCUUCCUCCCGGCUGGCGCCCUCGCUUCCUCGGCGGCUUCGCGCGGCUGGCUGGCUGGCCGGCCGGCCGGCGGGAGGGCGCGCGGGCUCCUGCUGCUGCUGCCGCCGGGCGGGGGGGCGGCGGCCGUCGGACCUCUUCGCCCUCUCGGCCCCGUAUGCGCGCCGGCUGCCUCUAAGCGCCCGCCCGGGUUCCUCGCGAAGCCUCGCCGCUGCGCCCCCGCCGCAGGCAAAGCCGCUUGAAUGUACAACAUGAUGGAAAGCGAACUCAAGCCUCCCGCCCCCCAGGCGACUCCGGGGGGAGGCUCGGGGGGGAACAGCAACGCCGGGGGGGCCAAUAGCCAGAAGAAUAGCCCCGACCGGGUCAAGAGACCCAUGAACGCCUUCAUGGUCUGGUCCCGCGGCCAGCGGCGGAAGAUGGCCCAGGAGAACCCAAAGAUGCACAACUCGGAGAUCAGCAAGCGCCUCGGGGCCGAGUGGAAACUUUUAUCCGAGGCGGAGAAGAGACCCUUCAUCGACGAGGCCAAGCGGCUGCGCGCCUUGCACAUGAAGGAACACCCGGAUUAUAAAUACAGGCCCCGGCGGAAAACCAAGACUCUGAUGAAGAAGGAUAAGUACACGCUGCCGGGCGGGCUGCUGGCCCCGGGCUCCAACUCCAUGGCCGCGGGGGUCGGCGUGGGGGCCCCGCUGGGCGCGGCCGGUGUCAACCAGCGGAUGGACAACUACGCGCACAUGAACGGGUGGACCAACGGCGGCUACGGGAUGAUGCAGGAGCAGCUCGGCUACCCGCAGCACCCGGGCCUGAACGCGCACAACGCGGCCGCCGCCGCCGCCGCCGCCGCCGCCCAGAUGCAGCCGAUGCAUCGCUACGACGUGAGCGCCCUGCAGUACAACUCCAUGACCGGCUCGCAGACGUACAUGAACGGCUCGCCCACCUACAGCAGCAUGUCCUACUCGCAGCAAGCGACCCCGGGCAUGGGGCUGAGCUCCAUGGGCUCGGGGGUCAAGACGGAGUCGAGCUCCAGCCCGCCCGUGGUCACGUCCUCCUCCCACUCCAGAGCGCCCUGCCAAGGCGGAGAUCUCCGGGACAUGAUCAGCAUGUACCUGCCCGGAGCCGACGUGGCGGAGCCGGCCGCCCCCAGCAGACUGCACAUGUCGCAGCAUUACCAGAACGCACCUGUGCCGGGAGCGGCGAUAAACGGCACGCUGCCUCUGUCCCACAUGUAAGACCCAGGGGGCGGCGCGGGAGGGGGGCUCGGCAGGAAGGAUCGCGGAGAAACCCAAUCCAAGCGACAAACUUUUCUUAGCAAUGCUGGACUUUUCUGCCUUUCCCCCCU